UUCGUCUCUUCUCUUCUCUUCCAUGCACAAUGCCCACCUGGAGCUGGAGCUCUCUCUCUCUUCUUUCUCUCUCAUCUGAUAAAAACUAUGGCCCCGUCAUUCAUCACCGACCCACCAUAGCCGCCAUAACCACAACCACUUAUGGAAGAACAAGAGAACGAAUACUUCUAUUACAAAGCCCUACCCGAACCGGACUGGUUCACAAAGCUUGUGCUUCUCCAAGCCGAUUUGAUCCACAACUCACUGUCGUUUCUCUUCUCUCCGGUCGUUUUCCUUAUGUCCAUCGUCUCUGACUCGUACCGACGAGCAGAGAAGACCACCGUUUCCAUCGAGACGGCGGUUCAGAAAGCCCCCACUGUCCUCACCCAUGGCAUCAUCUCAUUGCUGAAGCGACUGGGGUUUGGGAUUCUCGGGGCCGCAUACGUCUGCAUGGUUCUGGUUCUUGUUUUGAUUUUGGCUGUCGUUUUGGGUGUUGGGUUGGUCCGAGUGUGGGUGGAGGAGCCUGUGAUUUUGAAAGAAAGAUUGCAUUUUGAUUUCACCGAACCCCACCCGAGUGCUCUGUUCUCAUUUGGGGGUUGGCAAGGGUUUGAGAUGGGUCACAAGAAGAAACCAGUUAUGGGAGUUCCAGUGGGUCAUACCUUCUCCGUCUCUGUGGUUCUUUUGAUGCCUGAAUCUGGUUUCAAUAGAGAGGUUGGUGUAUUUCAGUUGAGUGCAGAAGUUUUAUCCACGGAUGGUCAUGUAAUGGGAAAAUCAAGUUUGCCUUGCAUGUUACGUUUCAGAAGCCUUCCUGUCCGAUUAGCAAGAACUUUUAUUAUGAGCAUACCACUAGUACUUGGAAUUUCUGGUGAAACACAGAAAAUAACCAUUGAAAUACUGAAAUACAAGGAGGGACAUCCAAGAACAGGAGCCAUAAGAGUAAUAAUGAUUCCAAGGGCUGGAACACAGUUUCUCCCACAGUUGUAUGAAUCUGAAAUUGUGAUGAAAUCAAAGCUUCCAUGGACGAAAGAAUUUGUUCGAAGUUGGAAAUGGACAUUCUAUGUGUGGUCAUCUCUGUACACUUACAUUAUUCUUUUGAUUGCUAUGUUUUCUUGCUGUAGAUCAGUCUUCUUUCCAUUUUCGGUUGCAAUCUCGGGUGAAAGUGGUGCGAGAGGAACAUUGGCCAGUGAACCACCACCUAAGGAUCAUCCACAGAUGAGAGGUGAUGAUGGUGGUGAAGGAGAAGAUGUUUUGGAGAUGUUGAGAAAAUGGAGGCGUGGCAGAAGCAAGAGAAGGGCUAUCUCUUUGCCCGAAACUGUUGGCUCUUCUGCUUCAUCCUUUACCAUAACAAGAGAAGAGAGUAGUGCAGCUGGUGAAGAAGAUGUAGGGGACUCGGAAUCAGUGUGUUUAGAUCAAGGAUGACUUGGUUGGAUGAACUGUUUAUUAGUGUCAAGAAUUUUGUAACAUUCCUUGGAUGAACUGUUUAUUAGUGUGUUUGUCCUUUUAUUAUUAUUAU
Messenger RNA from Humulus lupulus (European hop), 1492 nucleotides. Its product is annotated as seipin-1. Gene Ontology annotation, biological process: lipid droplet organization; lipid storage. Bases 142 to 1398 code for a protein of 418 amino acids. NCBI's taxonomy places the organism in Eukaryota, Viridiplantae, Streptophyta, Magnoliopsida, Rosales, Cannabaceae. The record is from RefSeq and is a predicted model, not a curated record. The transcript has 2 exons. Gene Ontology annotation, cellular component: endoplasmic reticulum membrane.